AGCGUCACGGCGUCCUUCUCACAGGAGCUGUGUUGCGUUAUGAGGCGCUCACAUGUGUUUCAAACACCAUGUAGCCACCGGGUCUCGCCGUGAAUAACACAGAUUUCACAUAAACAGGUUUAAGUCUGCGAUGCGACGACCACAAUUGGGCUGGAGAAGAUGAGCGCCACCGCGGGGGAGAAGCAAAAAAGGAGUUCGGAAGAGGCAGCUGGUCGCCGGCAGCUCUUGACGGCUUGCUCCCGCUGACCUGAGACGGCGAGAGCCGCCGCGCCGCUCCUUCAUGCGGCCGCAGAGCACCUCGGCCAAACACUGAGUGCAAUACACAGACGAGAGACCUUCACAUCCCGCCUGGGACCUGGGACGAGACAAUGGCGAGCCAGGGUGACUGCUGCGUGAAGGUUGCAUUGAGGAUACGUCCUCAGAUGGCCAAGGAGAAGAUUGAGGGCUGCCAUGUGUGCACGCUGGUCACACCCGGAGAGCCGCAAGUCCUCCUGGGAAAGGACAAGGCCUUCACUUACGACUUUGUUUUUGAUGUCGACUCUGAGCAGCAAAACAUCUACCAAGCGUGUGUGCACAAACUCAUUGAGGGCUGCUUUGAGGGCUACAAUGCCACGGUGUUUGCUUAUGGACAGACAGGCUCCGGGAAGACCUACACCAUGGGGACUGGUUUUGAUGUGAAUCUGAGCCCACUGGAGCAGGGCAUCAUCCCACGUGCUGUUCACCAGCUCUUUGAAGGCAUCGAGAUCAGGAAGGAGCACGCCAAGGAGGCUGGCACCCAGCCCCCUGAAUUUAAAGUCAGCGCCCAGUUUCUCGAGCUUUACAAUGAGGAGAUUCUGGACUUGUUUGAUGGUGCAAGAGAUCCAGACAGUCGAAGCAGGAAGUCCAACAUAAAAAUUCACGAGGAUGCUAGCGGGAGCAUCUACACCACUGGGGUCACUUCUAGACUUGUACACUCCAAGGAAGAGCUAUUGCAGUGUCUGAAGCUUGGCGCUCUGUCCCGCACCACUGCCAGCACGCAGAUGAACGCCCAAAGCUCGCGCUCACACGCUAUCUUCACCAUCCACCUCUGUCAGAUGAGAGUCUGCCAACCGCUACAAAUGCCCAAUGGAGAGGAGGACACGGAAGAAUUAAAUGGUGUGGACUCAAGCGCCAUCGAACAACCCGAGUUUGAAGCUCUGAUGGCCAAGUUCCACUUUGUGGACCUGGCUGGUUCUGAGAGGCUCAAACGCACUGGGGCUACCGGAGAGCGAGCCCGUGAGGGAAUUUCCAUUAACUGCGGACUGUUGGCCUUGGGAAAUGUCAUCAGUGCUCUAGGCGAUCAGACCAAGAAAGGCGGCCACGUCCCCUACAGAGACUCCAAACUCACUCGGCUGCUACAGGACUCAUUAGGAGGCAACAGUCGUACAGUGAUGAUCGCCUGCGUCAGUCCGUCUGACCGUGACUUCAUGGAGACCCUGAACACGCUGAAGUACGCCAACCGGGCCCGUAACAUCAAGAACAAGGUGGUGGUGAACCAAGACAAGACUAGCCAGCAGAUCAGCGCCCUGCGUGCUGAGAUAGCCCGCCUUCAGAUGGAGCUGAUGGAGUACAAGGCGGGGAAGCGUGUGGCAUGUGAGGACGGUUCGGAGGGUUACAGCGACCUGUACCAGGAGAAUGCCAUGUUCCAAAGAGAGAAUGAUACACUGCGCCUCAGGGUGAAGGCCAUGCAGGAGACCAUCGACCAUCUCAACACGCGAGUAACACAUCUGUUGGCCAAUGAGGUCAGCGUGCUGCUCACCAAGUCAAGUGAGGGCAACCAGGAGAUUGGGGCUCUAAUUCAGAACUACAUCCGAGAAAUUGAAGAACUCAGAUCCAAACUUCUGGAGAGUGAGGCCAUGAACGAAUCUUUGCGACGUCAGGCUGCUCGGCUGUCCUUUCGUGUUCCCUUCCCCUCUUCGGCUCUCAACCCCGCCCCCGGUCACCCUCCCGGCUCCUCCCCUGUAGUCAUGUCCAUGGAGGCGGAGAUGACGGAUGUGUUGCGUCGAGCCAAGCUGGACAUCGAGAGGCUGAAGAAGAAGGAGAGGAGGCAGAGGAGGAUGAGUCCAGAGUUGGAGAAAGGUUUGAAAAAACGAGUGAAAUUACACACCCACGAGAACGGAAACACCGGGCAGAACGGACAGAAUGGAGAUGUCGAUUCAGAUGACAAUUACAUUGAGGACAUCAUGUCUCCAUUGCAGGAAGAGAGUGGUUGCGAUGAGGAGGAGGAGGAGGAGGAAGAGGAGGAAGGGCGAGAGGAAGACGAAGAGUUCGACACCGAUGAGAGCCUGGUGGACUCAGACUCAGACACUGAUGAGAAAGCCAACUUCCAGGCCGACCUUGCCGAUCUGACAUGUGAGAUCGAGAUCAAGCAGAAGUUAAUAGAUGAGCUGGAGAACAGCCAGCGGAGGCUUCUGAUGCUGAAGCUCCAGUACGAGGAGAAGCUUAUCCUGCUGCAGAACAAGAUUCGAGACACACAACUGGAGAGGGACCGUGUGCUGCAGAACCUCAUGUCCAUGGAGAACUACACAGAGGAGAAGGCUAACCGCAUAAAGCAGGAGUAUGAGAAACGUCUUAAGGAGAUGAACCGUGAUCUUCUAAAGCUCCAAGCUGCACAGAAGGAACACACACGUCUCCUUAAAAACCAGGGCAAGUAUGAACGGGAGCUGAAGAUCCUCCAAUCCGAGGUCAAUGAGAUGAAGAAAGCCAAAGUGGCGCUGAUGAAGCAAAUGAAGGAGGAGCAGCAGAGGAGGAGGUUGGUGGAGGCCAAGAAGAGCCGUGAGAUUGCCCAGCUCAAGAAAGAGCAGCGUCGGCAAGAGUUUCAGAUCCGGGCGCUAGAGUCCCAGAAGCGGCAGCAGGAAUUGGUGCUUCGUAGGAAAACUCAGGAAGUAACCGCCCUGCGCAGGCUGGCUAAACCCAUGUCGGACCGCGUGGCCGGACGCGUGGCUCGCUGGAACCAGACUCCACCGGUUACCGACUCUGGAGCAGAGUUGUCUGCCAGCACUGCAGCGAGCAGCUCCGAAACCGAGAGCGGGAGGACUGUGAGCGGGCUAGUGCGGCAGUGGAACAACAAAAACAAUACAUAUGGCUAUUUGGGUGAAAGCGAGGGUAGCAUGGAUGGAACACGGGUCAUUGGCAGCAGGAAGAAGCUGCAGCGCAAUCCGGUGGGCCUGGUCGGCACUGCAGCAGGCCGAGCCGGAAGUUUCUCCAAGACGGCCCGGCAGAAGUGGCAAGCUCUGGAGCGUCGUGUCAUGGAUAUCGUCAUGCAGAGAAUGACCAUUGCUAAUGUGGAAGCUGACAUGGACCGACUCAUAAAGAAGCGAGAGGAGCUGACAGCUCAGGAAGAGGCGCUCUCACACAAGAGGGAGGUAUUAAUGGCCGAAGGCGAGGGCCCAGAAGCAGAGGACCGCCUCCUUCUGGAGAUCAGUGAGGAUAUCGAGGUGCUGAACGCCAAUAUCGACUACAUAAAUGACAGCCUGUCUGACUGCCAAGCCACCAUUGUGCAGAUAGAAGAGACAAAGGAUGAAUUGGACUCAGUGGACACCUCAGUAGUGAUCAGCUCAUGUUCCCUGGCUGAAGCACGCCACCUGCUGGAUCAUUUUCUUAAGGCCUCCAUUGACAAGAGUUUACAGGUGGCUCAGAAGGAGAGUCAGAUCAGACUGCUGGAGGGUCAGCUCAGACAGACGGAUGUGAUUGGUUCAUCCCAAAAUCACAUGAUCCUUGACGCCCUGCGAGAAAAGGCAGAGUGCAUCCCUGAACUCCAGGCUCUCAUCCACAAUGUCCAGCAGGAGAAUGGCUACACCAGCACAGACGAAGAACCGUCUGAGUUUAGUCAAGCCUCCGACAACAGUGUCUCUCUCAUGAAAGAAUCCAACAGCCAAGAUGAUUUCAAAAUAAAGAUGGAGCCUCGUCUGUCAGCUCAGAUGAAGGCGGUGUCGGCCGAGUAUCUGGGUCCCGCCCUGGAGGCCUCGUCGAGCGGCAAGCAACAGCAAUUCACCAAGUCUCUGGCGUCGCUCACCGAUAUCCGGGAGGACGGUCAGAGCACGGCCACUGCGAGCCUCGGUCUGGGCCUAUCGCUACGUGACCCCUACCUCAGGGAACGUGCAUCACGCACCAUGAGCUUACCUAUCCGAGGACACACCUUUCCCAGGCAGUCGCGGGGCUACGACACCUCUCCCAUCACAAGAAGGAAAUCUUACGACCGUUCAUACAGGCCAACCGAUGGCUACACUCCCCCCUCAUCACCUCCUCUGAGGACCAGGAAUGACCGCAACGUGUUCUCGAGGCUCACUAGCAACCAAAGCCAAGGUUCUGCUCUGGACAAGUCUGAUGACAGCGACUCCUCGCUCUCCGAGGUGCUCAGGGGUGUGAUCAAUCCCAUCGGAGGUGUCAAGGGGGGUCGGACAGCACCCCUGCAGUGUACGUCUGUAGCCGAGGGCCACUCAAAGCCGGUUUUGUGUGUGGAUGCCACAGAUGAGCUGCUGUUCACUGGAUCUAAAGAUCGUACGUGUAAGAUGUGGAACCUGGUGACAGGUCAAGAGAUCGUGACGCUCAAAGGACACCCUAACAAUGUGGUCUCGGUCAAAUACUGUCCCUCCUCUGGUCUGGUCUUCUCCGUCUCUACGUCCUACAUAAAAGUGUGGGACAUACGAGAUGCGGCCAAGUGCGUCCGUACGCUCAGUUCAUCAGGACAGGUAGUGUCAGGUGAUGCGUGUGCGGGCGCCACCACCCGCACAAUAACAUUUGCACAUGGUGAGUGUCAGAUCAACCAGAUUGCACUCAACCCAUCAGGAUCUGUGUUGUACGCUGCGGCUGGAAACACUGUUCGCAUCUGGGACCUCAACAGGAUGCAAGCUAUGGGCAAGCUGACAGGCCACAUUGGUUCCGUCAUGUGUCUGACAGUGGGACAGUCUCUGCUGGGCAAAGACCAAGUCAUCACUGGCUCCAAAGACCAUUAUGUCAAGGUGUUUGAUGUGGCGGAGGGAACACUGGGUAACGUUGGCCCAGCUCAUAAUUUUGAGCCGCCACAUUACGACGGCAUCGAGUGUUUGGCAGUACAGGGAAACAUACUGUUCAGUGGGUCGAGAGACAACGGCAUCAAAAAGUGGGAUCUGGAGCAGCAGGAACUCACUCAGCAAAUCCCCAUUGCACACAAGGACUGGGUGUGCGCCCUGGCGUAUGUCCCCGGGAGGCCGCUGUUGCUCAGCGCAUGUCGGGGAGGAAUGCUGAAGGUGUGGAACGUGGACAAUUUCACUCCCAUUGGAGAAGUUAAAGGCCAUGACAGCCCCAUUAAUGCCAUAUGUACCAACUCCAAGCAGAUUUUCACUGCAUCCAGUGACUGCAGGGUGAAGUUAUGGAGCUAUGUACCUGGCUUGACCCCCUGUCUUCCUCGUCGAGUCCUAGCCAUCAAGGGCCGAGCCACCAGCCUCCCAUGAUUACCACCUUCCCUCCUCCCUCUGUGACAAGACGGUGAAGAUCUGGCUGUCAAAGGUGUGGAGGAAGAGGUGACAACCCGAGUGAUGGCAGUUUUUCGUGCGACUUCAGCUGUGCCAAGGCUAACCUUUUUUUAUUUGUCACUGUGAAAAAUGGAACAUCUCCUUGAAAGGAAUUUAAAAGUGCCAUUUUGUUGUGAUGCUACUUGGACAAGGAAGACGCAUCUGGCCGAACCAUUUCUCUCAUAACACGCUUGAUGUGGUGUUAGUGAGAAUAAGGGUGUCCUGCAUUUUCAACUGUUUUUGCGGGUGAAAAGCAGAAUGCCAUGGACCUUCUGUGUGAAAUUCAUCAGAUUCUCCAAUCAGGAUUAGUUAGUUUUCUGCGUCAUUGUCCUUCAUCAUCCAACAAUGACAUGACCUGACAGCCAGAUUUUUCUCUUUGCUUCAAAUAAUCUUUAUUAUGAUCAACAAGAAGUUUUAAAUUUUCUUUUUCCCUACCUCAGUUGUUUUGAACUUGGGUCUGGCGUGGGCGAGGACGUGUUUACGGGUCUCUUUGUACAAAAAUCUGGUGCUUGACUCACCUGGCUCAUCUUCAUCAUCUUUGUGGAUGCAUCCUCUGUUGGCUCUGUGGCUAUCAAGACUGUCUCGCUGCUGACCUUGCAAACAGGAAAGCACACAUCCAGUAGCACAAGCGAGGUGAUACUGCCCCUGGAGGAUCUCACUGGACUUCAUUAUCUUUUGCAGAAAGUACUAACGACAGCAGAAAUCCGAAACACCCCUGAAGACUUAACAGACCACAUUAAAGUCAGGUGCCGUUAUUGAGGGCAAGAUUGGUCCCAUUUGACCUCUAGUUUGUUUUUGGGUUUUUUUGCUCUGUGUAAAGGGUGGCUGAGACAAAUAAUAUAUUUGAAACAGUACAUGAAAACACCCAGUCCAACUGUCCAAUUAUUAGUCCAAACAUACCAAAUCAAAUGACUCGUAGUUCUCCCUACAAGGUUGCAUUGAAGAUUUGGACUGCAGUGGAACCGCUAAAUCAAACAAUCUACUGAGCAGCACUGGCUGAUUUAUUUUUUAUUUUUUUAUUAGCAGAUUCCAGGCCUUGUGGAAAAGCGGCCCUUAAAUUUAUUAUAUGAAUCACAAAAAGCCAGUUUUUCAUUCACUAAUAAUAAUGUUAAAAAAAAAUAGGCAUUAACUGCUGCCUUGAAAUAUGGUUGGUGUUUGUAUAUCUAUACAAUCUUCUCUGAAAAGAAAAUUAAUGGAAAAAGAAAUACCACAAUGACUUAAUUAAGACAACUCUCCUUUUUUACAUAAUGUUUUCAAUAUCUAGGAAAUAACAAUUGGUUGAUUGAAGGGGGGGGGAAGGUUAUCCAACCUUUUGAUGUGUGUGAGUGACAGGAAAAAAGCUCUGACUCAGUCACCACCAAAUAUACAGUAAGACAACUCCUUUUCAGACUUUUUUAUGGGGAAAUAAUAGCAUCUUAUACUGUAGUUGUGUCAAUAUGGUCACCUGGUCCAGGCUUAAACUGUCGCCAUUAUUGACCCUCAAUUAACAGUGCAGUUUAAUGUUAACAUUCUUAUGUUAAAAAGUUAACCACUAUUACGAAGAUGUAAAAACGAUCAAACUUACGCCUAUCAUUCAACACGUACCGGUAAGUCUUGAUGUACGUAACACCAUAACACGAGCUGUACGAAAUGUCUGGCUCUUCACGGCAUUUUUGUGUUUCUCAUGUUCUUCACUUACCGUAAAUUCCGGUGUAUAAGCCUCUACUUUUUUCUUAAACUUUGAACCCUUAUACAGGGUUAUACAGCGGUGCGGCUAAUUUAUGGCUAAAUUCUAAUCUUCUGACAUCCCCUUUACUUCAGAACUACUACUGAUCGUUUAAAUACUGUGCCACUCACGAGUCAGUGAGGAAACGUUAUCCGAUGAUGAGCGGUGUACUCACAACAAGCUUGUCAACCCACUGGAAAUCGCAGGAGGUCAUCAUGUAUACCAGUUUAACAACAUAACAGGCUGGUGUCAUCACGGUGUCAUCUUUCUGAAAACACUUUACUAACCCUAACUUCAUCAUACAGCAACUUAACACUCAAAUGGUGUCUCUGACAAAUAGACAAACAUGUCCCAAUAUGAUUUUAAAUGUAAAAAAAACCCAAACAUUUUAAAGUUUUCCCAUAAAGCAUUGCGUCUGAGCAACACAUUCAUUGGGGCACUGCAAUGACGUCACCUUCCCUCUGGGCUUUGGGCUCCGGGUCCUCUGGCUUCCUCUUGUGGACAGCGGCAGCAAUGCAGUGCCAUCCACCAUUUUCAAUGCCUUCUGUGCUCCUCCAAUGAAAUUAUUUUCUCACAUUAAACUCGUAUUGAUGCAUGUUUCUAUAUUUCUGAGGUAUAAUGUUUGAGUGAUGGCUGCGUGAUGAGUUUAAUGUUGCGUGUAGGGUGAAACCGUGAGUUAGACUGUUAUAUUGAGUAAUGCCCUCCUGCAAUUUCCAAUGGUCUGAGUUUUUUCAUAGCUCAUGAUUGGCUCCUGUCAAAUAAAGAGCUGCGUGGUCCUCACAGACUUGUGCGUGCUCCAAUAUGUCAUUUUAUGAUGUGGAUACGUUUUUGUGUUUGUGGCUUACACAAUGGUGCGGCUUAUACACCAGAAUUUACUGUUAAUAUUUUGCAAAUGUUACUCUAACUCCAUGUUGAGGCUGGUCCUUUUGGAAUAAGCCACACAAAGCCAAAGUGAAUCCUUUGAUGCUGGCUGGGCUGACGUAUUUCAUAAGAUGAGGAGCACGUAAACCAUAACAGAUAGUGUCAAUCUCAUUUGUCAUAGAAGUAAAGCAGACAGCAUGCAAUGGAACACUCUUACUGCCAUGGCUUCCGUUUGCGUGUUUGCAUUUUGUGUAAUUGGCAAUGUAGCGCCAAUUACAGUACGGUAGCAUCAACUCUCAUCAUAUGCUGGUCCAAUGCAAGUAGUCCUAUUUAAGAACGGAGGUACCAGUAUGUACAGUACUGUACUAUCUGUCUACCUCCAGCUGUUCACACUGAAGGCUCUUUUUUCAACUACUGAGGUUCUCUGAAGUCAAAUUUAAUUAGAUGCCUCACAUGUCUCCCAGUUGGUCUGCAGAAAAGAUUAUUAGGGGGAAACCAGGUCAUAACUGAGGGAUUUGAAAGCCCCGUCCACCCACACUUAUUGCUGCUCAAUUCAAAGAUUGGAGGAUAUUUCCUGUGCACCGAUAAUACGCAUCUGUUCAUGUGGCAGGUCAUGUGUGGCAACACAAGCAAGCACAAGCUACUGUUGUAAAAUUCCACUUCAUUUUGCAAUUCUGUGCCUUGAUUGGUCGGUUUAAUAGUCUCUUUUCUUGUCACUGUCCAAUAAAAAGCAUGUGCAGUCAUCCCUCCCUCCCUGGUUCAAAUUUGCAGCUUUACGUUAUCACGGAAUCAUACUGUUUCCUGGUUGACUCUGGCCUAUUAUUAGUAAAAAUAUUCAUUUUACAUUUCCUUCGCCAAAAUUAAGUAUUUCCAAGCAUAAAAAUGACAAAAUUAACAAAAAUACAAAUGUAAGGCAUUCAGAAGAUGCAUUCAAAGACUGGCCACACUGGUCACCAGGUGUUACAAUGUUACAAUGAUGAGACAAUAGCCCCCCCAGUAUGCUGUCCAGAAACAAACAAGGAACUCUCCCAAUGCUAACAUGUGAGUCUGUUAUGUCUUAUUUACGUCUAAUAUGUCUUAGUUUCUGUUAUUAUGUCUACUAUUUUGGGUAAUAUGAGAGGAAAAGUGACAAUUGGGGUGUUAUUUCACAUCUAGAGGGCUCUAAUAAUGUUAAAAACAGUAUUUGGAAGGUCAUAAACAGGUUUUAUAUGCUCUUAUUACGAAAAUAUUGGAUUUAUAAAUCAGAUUUUAGGGGAAAUUCACUUAUCACGGUUGUGUGUGGACUCAAUUAACAGCGAUAAACAAGGGAUUACUGUACAUCAAAUAAGGUUUAAACAUAAAAAUGCUUGUUAUCGGACAGUUACAAUGUGCAAUUUUUUUUUUCUUUUUACACGUACCACCCUUCUUUCAGCUGUGUGUGUUCAAAGAUGAUGGAAGGACGUCAGAUCCUUCAGGUUUUUCAGUUGCAUUCCGCUCUCCAAAAGCAAUGACGUGUUUUUACGAGAGCAAACAUGUGGGCCGAUGUGACUGACUGGGAGUGUUCUUGGUUUCUAUGUAUUUGCUAUGGUGAGAAACUCAGGUACAGGUACAGGUUGAAGGAUUAUUUUUGUUUAUAUAUAAUUUAUAUGUAAAUCUUCACCUGACCUCGUGGUUUUUAGGUCACAUAUUUCAAAUGCCUUUGUUUACUUGGAGAAAAAAACGGUACUAUCAGUGCUUCACCCUAUUCAUGCUGUUUGUACAUUUCUUUAUUUUUUCUUUUCUUUUCUGCAAAAAUGGUAAUGAUGUCUUCAAAAUCGGGCCAAAGUGUGUAAAUCUGAGGAUUUUUGUGGGGGGGGGAAGUGGUAUUGGUAUAGGAUUCUGCUUAUGAGAAUGAUUUACGGCCCGUUUCAUGUGAACUCAAGGUCAAAGUCACUCUCCACUGGACUCGCUAUUUGUGCCAAUUAGCCCAACUAUCAGUGGUUGCCACGUUAGUUCUAUGUUGUAACAGGCUAGAAAAAGGUUAGCUUAGUUUGAUCCACUGUGAGGGGCCCUCUGCUUAUACAUAUUUAUGGUACAGACUGAAUAAUUUGCACAUUUGAGAAGUUGAAGUUCUUCCCUGACUGGGGUUCAGUGCUUAACACCUGCACUGAUUUAAUAUCAAAGGAUCUCGCUGUCUUUCCAGUCAACAUAAUCUUUAAAUCUGGUCUUUAUUAUCUCCAAAGUUGUCCUCAAAAAAAAAAAGUCAGACCCAAUACUGAUUGGUGCUGUGUAAAUAGUUCCAUAACUUUUUCAAUUUUCAUGUAAAUGCACUGACUUCCAGUUAUUCUACAGCGAAAGUAUUAAGGCCACACUGACAAGAAAGCUAUGCUAUGAGAAUAAAGUAGGAAUCCAGCUUAAAUAAGUUGGAAUAGUGCAAGAAAAUAACAGUAGCAGGAAUAAAGUGUCAUUCGGUGUUUUGUUACAUCAUCGCUAUGAUGAAUUGAACGUGUCUGUUCUUAAGAAAGAACUACACAAGCUGAAAUCAACUCUCCUCAAGUAUUUAAUGGUAUCGCCUGAUGAAUGAUGAGGCAGAUCCCUCGAGAAAGACGACAGUUUCUGGUCACAGACUGUUGUGUCGAUUCAUGGGGGAAUUUUCGACAUUUUACUCUCCUGGCUUAACUUAUUGCUUGCAAAAAUCCGACUUUGCUCUUGCGAGAAAGCGCCAUUUUUCACUGAGAAAUAAAUGUUCUUAGCGACUCUUCUCGCAAAAUCACAACUUUAAUCUCACAGCAUUGCGAUUUUUACUCGAUUCUUCCAUUUUGAUGCUACUUUGGUGACUUUGUCUUUUCUCAGACUUAGCACCGUACUCUGCAAGGGAGGAUUUCCAUGCACUUUGGACGCACCAUUACUGUGAAUAAUCCACAUAUGAACGAAACGUAGUCUUAGCCUGAACAUGGACUGUGCGUCCCAAAUGCUCCACUGAACACAUCGAAGAUCACACCUUUUUCGAGCAUCCGUAGGUUUAGCAAACAGCGCUAUUUGUGAAGAUAACUGGGAAGGCGUGGAUUGCGUCUCUUGUGCCUGCCUCGUAAACGCCUCCGGUAUUGUAAAUGUUGAGAGAGCAGCAUGCAGACUUUUAUUAAUGCAAGUCCAGCUUCAUUUCCCUCGCUGUCCAGUGGCACUUUUAAUACUUCAUAACGGAAAAUAUAACAAAGAUGUGAAAAUGAUCACCAGACUAGCAGAGAAAAGGCUCUUUAGUAGAGAGCUGUUAGGAACUUUAGUGUACAGAACUACAGUGAAACCCAUUUAAAGGAAAACGGCACUUUUGGGGGGAAUGUUGCCCGUCAUCCACAAUCCUUAAAUAAGACAUGAACACACGUCUUUCUCUUCCUUGUGUGUUCUAAAGAUAUGAAAACAGGUUAAAAAAAAAAGAUACGGCUAAGAGUGCACCUAUUCGGCCUAUAAAGCCUCUGAAAAAACUCCCAAAACCCUCCAUUUACAUAAUGUGACCUGCAUAUUAGCCAAGCUACAGCAGCAUUGUUGUUAUUAUUAACAUUGUUAGGCUGAGGACCUGCGUUACUGGCGAAGUGAUAGCUCGGCACACCACACCGGCUAGCCACUAGCCGGCUAGCGACUAGCUUCAGCACACACUCACCCGAUGCGCUGCGCUCACAAUGCAUCAGGCCGCUACCGAAAGCUAACGCUGUUUUUAUUUUUGGGGUUGGAAAAGUUAACGCUAGGUGUAGCGUUCGCUUUGUCACUACGUAAUCCAUCCCGGAAACGCCACCGGUUUUGCGCAUGCACGAGACCUACGUCGCUUCCUCCUUUAGAAAACUUUUACGACAACGCUUCUGCAACGUGACGUGCUGUGGUAGUUAUUAUUUUUUAAAUGUAUCAACAUAAAUGAUCAAUAACCAUACUUUAUAUAUGUAAUAUAUUGGGGGUUAUUUUAUUAGUUCCUCUUUUUAAAAUACUUCGUUAGCAUGCGGACGUUUCUAUUGUCUUAUGACAUCCACCAAGACUGAGCUACGCAAAAACAUACGUAGCGCAGAUGUAAACGUCAUAUCUGGUUAUGUGUAAAAUAAAUAAAUAGAAUAAAACACGUCAAAUGCAGUGAUAUUUCAAUGUAAACAGUGCAAGGAUGGAUUAAUCUAGAAGGUUCAGCUAAAGUUGUUUUUCCUAAACUGAGAAAUACCAGCCGUCCAAACAUAUCUUCCUAGCAAAUGCUUUCGUGUGUAUUUUUUUUAGUGACGAAAAAAACGUAACAAAUUUCUGGAACUAAGAAAAGAGGGCUUAUAAAUUAUCCACUUGCAGCAUGGAUAUGAUAUAAGGGGGAAAAAAAAGAUAGCUUAGAUUAUACACGCCUAACGUGUGACUGCCGAAAACGUAGACGCAUUCUGCACAAGCGUAGAACCGAUUGUGUUUCCGGUACGUAUUGCGUAGUCGCACGUUUCUAUGUUGCUAUGUGAAAUCAAUGUGCCCAGGAAGGACGUUCCGGCAAUGCUUAAAAUGACCAAAGUACGGCAAAAUACUGUGAGUACUACAUGUUAUCAUGAAUGUGCCUGGUACUGCAUGGCCACAGCAUGUAUAUCAAACCUUUUUAAUAGUAGGCGGACUACAUGUGUCCCAUUACGUGCAUGUAUGACCUCCCUGGUUUUAUAUGUUUUUAUAUCGAUAGAACACACAGGAAGGAGAAAGAUGUGUGUUCAUGUCUGAUGUAAGGAUUGUGGGCAAAAUUCCCCCCAAAAAGUGCAAUUUUCCUUUAAGUCGACCUGGUCUAUGUUGCUAGCCCGUCUAAGUCAACCAACUCAUCAAGUCCUGGUCUACCAUGUGUCCGUUUAAGUCAACAUAAAUGGUCGACCCCUUUGUCGACAUAAAACUGAUGAGAAAUUGCUCCGUUGUUGUCGACUUGUGUUGUAGUAUUGUUGAUGUCGUCAUUAUCGCUGAGCAGCGACCUUCAAAGCUUCGACAUCGGACCAAAGGUCCAUCCUUCUUUCGCCGUAGCCGUUCUUUCCACAUUCGUGGUGCGUGUGCUCGGUAAAGCGGACGGCAGAUAGAACUCAGCCACUUUUAUUCGCGCUCUCACAUGAGCAACAGCAACUCCUGUCUAGUUACACAGCGUUAAAAUGUGCACACGGCGGCUUCCUGUUCAGUGCAAAGUAAGCUCAGGAUUGCUGGGCACUGAAAGAAAGGUUUGGUCAUGGUCGAAGCUGUUUUCGGUUAUGCUGAUAACUGAGUGAGCCACUCCGAGGGGCGUCGACUUAAAUGGGUUCCACUGUAUGUGGCCUCCAGCCAGCUCGAGGCUUGUUUGUGUCGCCAAACAUUUUUCUAAAAAUGUUCAUUUUUAAUGUAUCUCAUGGAGUAAAAUCUGCUUUAAAUUGAGAUAGUUUGACCAAAGCGCAAAAUGACUUGAAUAGUUAAAAAAAAAAAAAAAAAACACUUCCGGACAUACGAUGAAUCACUUGUCGGGAACUUGAAAUUCAUGACACGGCAGCUGUAACAGUUCAUUCCGCAAUGUAAUAUUCUCCCUUAGACGCUCGUAGAGUCAAACUGCAAGUCAAAAGUGAUCAGCGUGUGCGAUUAGCACGCCCCCACCCAGGCCGACCACAGUGUGUGACUGUCAGGAAGUAGCACGUCGGUCAAUAUCUCAGCUUGAGCCUUGUGCCUCAGCCUACAGGCCUUACGCAACGUAGUGUAGUAGAGUGAUCCCUUAGGAUUGGGGGGGAUCAUCCUACAUAUUGUGGUUCUGUUUUAAGUACGAGGAUGUCUCGGCUUACUCGAUCAUUACUGUCGAGUCUUUUUUCCAUCUGGGCCUCAGGCUGCUGACGACACAGGACGGCACUCGCACACAGUCAAGAGGGCUGCGUACCACUUUGCUGCUAGCCGCCGGCUCUCUAUCACACAUCUCGAGUAAUAAAACAUGUUGCCGCGUCUGUGAAGCCGAUAUAUAAUGCAACAUGAAUGCAGGGUCAAAGGUCAUUUGUGCCUUUUAUUGCACAGACUGCUCGUUCUUAAAUGAGUGUAAAUGUGUGUACAGCUGUUGUUUUUGUUGUUGUUUUUUUUACGAUGACGACAUGCAUGUGACCAAGCCAUGUACAAAAGCGUUGCGGUGUAAAUAAUGUAAGUAGAUAUUUAAUGAAGAAUACGAUGUUCCCUCAACAGAAUAAAUAAGUUGGCAAAACAUUUGUUGUACGGAAGUGAUUGAACUUACAUAUGUGCUGUACUUUGGACCGGAACAUAGCAGCUUUAGAGUCUCUGUGGUAAGGAGCGUGGCAUUUCUCUUAUUGCCAUGGCAACCCUUAGUCACUUACUACAGUGAUUUAUUACAAUGGUGGGCCAGCCUAGAUACUUUUUGUUUGCUGCUAAUCUUUUUGUGUGCAUUGUUUGCUGCAUACUAAGCCACGUUCGUUUCAAGACAUAACACAUAUAGGUUUUGUUAGCGUUUAUGCUGUUUUGUCUGUGCUAAUAGCAUUUGUCAUAACCGAAAACUGUGUAAAGACAUGUUGCAAUGUGCUCUUUGUAUUUAGUUGUUUGGUCAAAUAUAUAUUUUUUAAAGUUAA
This is a messenger RNA of Dunckerocampus dactyliophorus (ringed pipefish), 14594 nucleotides long. It is a transcript of the gene kif21b, whose product is annotated as kinesin family member 21B. The record is from RefSeq and is a predicted model, not a curated record. Bases 369 to 5450 code for a protein of 1693 amino acids. Gene Ontology annotation, molecular function: microtubule binding; ATP binding; microtubule motor activity. Gene Ontology annotation, biological process: mitotic spindle organization; microtubule-based movement. NCBI's taxonomy places the organism in Eukaryota, Metazoa, Chordata, Actinopteri, Syngnathiformes, Syngnathidae. The transcript is spliced from 35 exons.